Molecule: messenger RNA, 1580 nt
Organism: Salvelinus sp. IW2-2015
Lineage: Eukaryota; Metazoa; Chordata; Actinopteri; Salmoniformes; Salmonidae
Gene: psmd8
Product: proteasome 26S subunit, non-ATPase 8
Biological process (GO): proteasome-mediated ubiquitin-dependent protein catabolic process
Cellular component (GO): cytosol; proteasome regulatory particle, lid subcomplex; nucleus
Source: RefSeq, a predicted model, not a curated record
CGAGCGUCCGGUGUCGUACAUUUUGCAGAAUCACCAUGGCGUCUGUAUUGAAAGAGACCGCGGGGCUAUAUGAAACAUUGAAAACGGAAUGGAACAAGAAAAAUCCAAAUCUGAACAAAUGUGGAGAAAUUUUGAGCAAGCUCAAGAUCUCGUUAUUGGAGUUAAACUUCUUACCAACGACUGGAACUAAGCUCACCAAACAGCAGCUUAUUUUAGCUCGUGAUGUUCUGGAGAUCGGGGCUCUGUGGGCUAUUCUGAAGAAGGACAUCCCUUCCUUUGAGAGAUACAUGGCCCAGCUCAAAUGUUACUACUUUGAUUACAAGGAUGAGUUGCCAGAGUCGGCCUACAUGCACCAGCUGCUGGGUCUGAACCUCCUCUUUCUGCUGUCCCAGAACCGUGUGUCAGAGUUCCACACAGAGCUGGAGAGGCUGACUGCUAAAGACAUCCAGACCAAUGUCUACAUCCGCCACCCUGUCUCCUUAGAGCAGUACCUGAUGGAGGGAAGUUACAACAAGGUGUUUCUGGCCAAAGGUAACAUCCCCGCUGAGAGCUACACCUUCUUCAUAGACAUUCUGCUUGACACCAUCCGUGAUGAGAUUGCUGGGUGCAUAGAAAAGGCUUAUAAACAGAUUCAGUUCAACGAAGCUACCAGAGUACUUUUCUUCUCCUCCCCAAACAACAUGACAGAGUAUGCCAACAAGAGGGGCUGGACCCAGAGCCCAGAUGACUACUACUCGUUCAGCAACCAACAGCAGAGGACAGAGGAAGUCAACAUCCCCUCCACCGAGCUGGCUACGCAGGUCAUCGAAUAUGCACGGCAGCUGGAGAUGAUUGUGUAGAGAGGGCGCCGUACUACAGAAGCUAGCUAUAUAUUCAUGACACAGACACAUACAUACAUAUAGUCCUCAAAUGUUGACAGAUUGUCAGACUGGUAGAUUUUCCGACACUUUGUCAUUCUGUACCACUGAACCUGCUUCUCACGGCUCCGAUAAAGAGACGAGGCGUGUGUUUUUUUACAUCCUAGUCUGACAGUGUGUUUACGCAUCGCAGUAAUGUACUGAAAUAAAGUCAUCACUUCACAACUAAGGCCAGUCUGUUCAGCGGCUCCUGACAGCUUUGUCCACCUUUUAGGAAUUACCCUGAGUUUAAAGAUUGACGUGUUGGCACAUUCUAAUGUCCCAAGUUUCCAUUUACCCUGACUGCUUUGAGGAACGUUUUGGAGGGUUUAUGUCUAGGGAAUAGGGUGUAAUUUGCCAUUUUCCUCUCAAGUCCAUUUACUAAUUCAUAGUGUGCUGAAGCACAGUGGCCAAUAUAGUGGUGGUCUUCCACGUGUCUCUAAAUGGUUGACGUUCCUGCAUUACACCUGCUAUUGGCUUCUCCUUGUCCUCUGAGGUAUCAUCUUAAAACUCUGGGGGUUUCAAUGCCCUGGCCACUGACGAAGAGAAUUGCUGUAAAAGUAUUUGUUUAAUGUCUUGCUCCACCUCCUCAAUGGUUUGUAAUCUAAUUAAUCUGGAAAAUACAAAAUGUUUGUUUCUGAAAGAUUAUCAACAUUUUAAAAUAAAAUCUUUUUUUUUUCUGAC